UGUGUUUUUCUCCCUGCUGCUGACGGAACACGGCUGGCUUGACUGUGGUCCUGAGGAGGAGCAGCGUGGGUUAAUUGAUGGAGAGGGAUGCUCUGCAGAGAGGAGAGCGACCCGCUGCAUGUCUGGACCGAACACGCUGUUUGACACACAGUCCUGCACGGUCCACCGUCUGACCACCUCUGGUCUCUGACGUCCACCUGACGGUCCUCCGCUCAUCCAUCGAUCCCCCUUCUCUCUCUCUCUCUCUCUCUUCAUCGCUUGUCGACGGGCCCACGGUGCUCUGCGUGCUGUGGAAACAUCCAUCAUCUGCUACGCUUUUUGGAUGCUUCAUCUUCAGCACCGAAAAUCAAUCUGAAUCGUUUGGAUCACACACACGUAUGAGGGGAUAAGGAGGCGUCGUGCCCGGCAGACAUCACUGCUCCAUCCUCCAUCCUCCCUCAGCGAGCCAUGAAACAACAAUAAAACGUCGGUGGCAUUAUUUCUCCUCCUGUCUGCUGUCGGUCUGUUUUACACCGAGGCCAUUCCUGUCAGUUGAUGCGAUGGCUGUGUUGCUGGUACUUCUUCUCUCCGUGCUCCUCCUGUCCCUCCACACGCCCAGUCGAGCGUCUCCUUCCUGCCCUGUAAGCUGUCGCUGCUACAGCCUCACUGUGGAGUGUGGCUCCACCGGCCUGAGGGCCAUUCCCAAACACGUUCCUCCAUCCACACAGACUGUCUUUCUUCAAGACAAUGUGAUUGGUCAGAUACGUCGACAGGACCUCACUCUGCUGAGGCACCUGCACUACCUGUACCUGCAGAACAACACCAUCUCAGCAGUGGAGCCAGGCUCUUUUCAGAACCAGGGUCAGCUGUUGGAGCUAGCACUGAAUGGGAAUCGGAUCCACCUUGUGACGGCCGACAUGUUUCAGGGACUCGAGCAUCUCCGCAUUCUUUACCUAGCAGGAAAUGACAUCACACGCCUACUUGACUACACCUUCCGUGGCUUACAGCGUCUGCAGGAGCUCCAUUUGCAGCACAACAGUAUAGAGAUGCUAGCAGAUCAGGCUCUAGUUGGCUUGACUUCUCUGGCUCUGCUGGACCUCAGCAGGAAUAAUCUUCACACCAUCGGCCCUGCAUCCCUGCGACCUCUGGUCAGCCUGCAGGUGCUGCGAAUCACAGACAACCCAUGGCGCUGUGACUGUGCUCUCCACUGGCUGAGGAGCUGGAUUGAUGAGGAGGGCCAGCGGCUCCUCAGCUCUGCCGAACGUCGGCUGGUCUGCACCGAGCCGCCGCGCCUCUCCCACCUCAGCCUUGUGGAGGUCCCCCUCAAUAGCCUUGUGUGUAUCCCACCACUGGUGCAACUUGAGCCCAGGAGGCUUGCUGUGCGCCUCGGAGAGAGCCUCAGGGUGUCCUGCCAUGCCUCGGGUUACCCUCGACCACAGGUGACCUGGAGGAAGGCGUCCCAGGGUAAAGUAGUGCUGUCUCCCAGAGGACUGGUUCAGGAGCUGGGUGCUGGAGGAGGUACAGUGAGCAGAGCAGAGGAGGCUUCAGAGGAAGGCAGAGUCAGUCUGCAAAAGAAUGAAGGAGAGCGCUUCGACCCUGACACCGGGAGUGGAAUGUUGUUUCUCAGUAAUGUCACUGUGGCUCAUGCAGGUUUCUAUGAAUGUGAAGCCUGGAACGCAGGAGGUGUCGCUAGGGUGACCUUUCAACUUGCCAUCAACUCAUCCACUUCCUCCUCCUCCUCUUCCUCCUCCAUUUGGGCCUCGUGGUCCCAGGUGGCCUCGCCAUACUCCCCAGUCUGGCCCCGACUAAGGAGCCACGGUCCUGCUUUGGGCUCGGAUGUGAGCCGGGAGCCCCUGUAUGCUCUCGGCAGUAUGGCUUUUAGUGCCCUGGGAGCUGCCACUCAGACUGCCAUCGCUGUGGGUAUCUCUCUGCUGGCUCUGACCGCUCUGCUGCUCGUUGCUAUGAUCUACAGCCGACAUCACCAACGAGACAAGGAAACUGAUGGAGCUGAGAAGGAGGAGAGCAUCCUGUAUGUGAAUGACUACUCUGAUGGUCCCACCACCUUUGCCCAACUGGAGGAGUACCGUGACGAGCGUGGUCAUGAGAUGUAUGUCCUCAACAGGGCCAAGCCUGUGCUGCCUCCCGCUCCACCCACAGCUGUUUCCACCACUAAUCUGGGUUGUCCCGCUCCAUCUGACACCUCCAGCCACACCCUGUCUUCUGGGCCAGGCCAGACCAUGAGUCCCACUCUGGCCCCGAAUAAACAGCAGCAGCAGCAGCAACAGCACCAGCAGCAGGAGGGCGACAUACGGACCAUGAGGAGAAUGGCAGGGGAGGGAGGGGAGGCCGAGCCUGUGAUCACAUCAGAGGCUGAAGGAAUGUUUCUUAAUCACACGGGCCUGUUCAUGGACUCUCAGAUCGCCUACGAGAUCCACUGCUGAAGAGGAAAGAAAAUCCACUGCAGCACAGAGGGUUUGUGUGUGUGAGGGAGUGGUUUACAGCACAUGUGAAGAAAGUCAGGGUGUCACUGCUGGAAUCUACUGGCAACUGACUCACCUGUGUGGAACGAUUUACUUACUACAAGACUCAUCCACGCCUAUUGGAGAAGGUUUGCAUAUCUGGCACAGCUCACAAUCUGGUUUAUCAAAUCAAUAACAUUGAGACUUUUCAAUGGACACACUGUGACACCAAAACAUCAGUGGUGAGUAGACUGGUGGACAGACCAGUGUCAUUCAAAUACCCUACACUUAAAGACAAUUAUAAGUGGACUCAGGUAUAGACUGAGCUGCACAUGCUAAAUACACAUGGACAUCUGGGUCAGCAUUUAUCAGAACUACUUUCAUACCAGAAACCUUCCACCGUCUUUGCUGUACAAGAGUCAACGUCUGUCUUCUCGAAAACCCAGAUAAAGUUCACAGUUGACGGCAGCAGGGUGAGUAUGAUAAAAGGGGGAAAUCAUGGGAACUUCCAGUUUAUGAGCAUGUGGGAACCCUACUGUGUUUUAUAAUGUUAAUAUUUGGACAUGUUUAAAUUGAAUCUCAGACUGUGCAGGCUGUUGAGCAUUACAGUGAGGGUGUGAGGCAGACACAGCUGAACUUUGUAACUAUUUAUUUAAAAGUGUGGGAACAUGUUAAUCAUCACAGAGAAGGAUUUAAAGGAGUCUUCAUCUUUUGUCAUACUAAUCAGUUCUGAUAACUAUCCUGUCCGAUCCCAGAUAUCAACCAAAAGUCAAACUCGCAUCUGUGUCGUGAAGUACAACUCUGGCUCUCUUUGGGUUUAGGUUCUCAUUCGUGAUUCUGGAUAACUGAAGCUGGUUAUCACAUGGCUCAGUUCUCCCCUGGGUUUUUCAGGGUCCUAUGAAAGAGGUAGACUUCUUAAUUAGAGGCUUAAUUACAGCGUCAACAGAUCAGAAGUAUUUAAUGUGAAAUAACAUGAAACUUAUUGGCUGUUACAAUGGCAGAAAGUAAUAUUCAGUAAGAUAAUUAUGGAAUAUUAUCACAAAACUGAGGCCUAUUAAGCUACAAAAAGAUAGAAGAGAGAAGAGAUAUUAAAAAUAUUAAAAGUGGUCACAUUUCUGGGAUUACCUCAUUGGCCAUCAAACAUGAUCUGUAUUCUAGUGUCUCGGAGUGAACACAAUAUCCAAUGAUUACAUUAAGAAAAAAAAGAGAUGCCUCAUAAGAUCUCACUGAAUGGUUGCAUUUGAUUUUUUUUUUUCAAUAAAAAGGCUACAGCAGACCUGUUUUCAUUGAGCCAACAAAUAUUUAACAUUUGUAUUCUGAAUGACCCCCUCUCUCUUAACUACUCUUCUAUCAAUUGUACAAUAAAGGGCCUUCUGUCCCUGUCGAGAUCCUGCAGGAAUGAUGACUGGGCCAAGAGCACCAGCAACAGCCUCCUAUCUUUGAUUCUGUUUAUGUUUUUAUAUAAGUCAUGUGUGUUUGUGUUUAUCCAAGGUAUAUCCAGGGAAGAGGGAGUGCUUGGGUUCUUCAUUAACAUAUUCUGACAGCUCAUGACAAAAGUGUCCAAAGUUUGGAUUGAAGUCAGUCCAUUUCAUUUUGUGUAUGUGAAAUUUUUUCCCAUUAUUAAAACCAAAUGUACAAAGAGAAUAAAAUCUUUGCUCAGCUCA
Messenger RNA from Larimichthys crocea (large yellow croaker), 4102 nucleotides. RefSeq names its product leucine-rich repeat-containing protein 24. The transcript is spliced from 8 exons. The record is from RefSeq and is a predicted model, not a curated record. Bases 540 to 2420 code for a protein of 626 amino acids. NCBI's taxonomy places the organism in Eukaryota, Metazoa, Chordata, Actinopteri, Sciaenidae. Gene Ontology annotation, molecular function: protein binding.